Aphis gossypii (cotton aphid) is the source of this 3254-nucleotide messenger RNA. RefSeq names its product inter-alpha-trypsin inhibitor heavy chain H3-like. Lineage: Eukaryota; Metazoa; Arthropoda; Insecta; Hemiptera; Aphididae. The transcript has 20 exons. The record is from RefSeq and is a predicted model, not a curated record. Bases 374 to 3097 code for a protein of 907 amino acids.
AUCUUUCGACACCAGAUCCCGCAAACGACAACUUGGUUUCGUUUUGAACGGUAUAAUACAGUGUUGUAUUUAUUUUGAUUCGCGUGUUCAGAGAGUUCUUUAUUUGUGUCACCUACUCACCUUACCUACUAUAUAUCACUACAUAACAUAUAUAUUCCCUGCAGUCUGCGAGUCAGGUGUCAACGCAAUCACGCCGGUGGUGGGGAAGCAGCUUUUAACUGUUUUAGACCACGUGAUGUUUACCUGCACUCGUACUAUAAUAUGAUAAGACAAACCGCUGAGUCGUAGGUGUCUUCUGAGCACGAACACUACAAAUAGACUUGAACUUGCCAGGCCGGUGAAUUCUAAGUCUGCAAAUGCCCGACGUAACGAUAUGUUGACUUUUUCAAUGCAUUCGGCGUUGCACGCGUGCACUUUUGCAACCGCUUUGCUGUUGUUGCUGGCGUUAGCCGUAGAGCAGACCGGUGCUAAUGAAGUAGUCCAGGCUAAAAAUGAAGACAUUUAUAGCUUUGUCGUUCAUUCGAAAGUCAAGUACAGAUAUGCUCAGACUGUUGUAUCCAGUGUUGUGGCCAACAAGGGAAACACUUCACACGAAGUACAGUUCUACGUUACUCUUCCAGAAUCUGCAUUCGUUUCUAAGUUUUUAAUGGAAAUAAAUGAAAAAGUGUACGAAGCUUAUGUAAAAGAAAAGAAAGAGGCCAACGAGGAAUAUAUUGCUGCUGUUAACUCGGGUCAAACAGCUGCUCAUGUAGAACAAAAUGUAAGAGAUUCAAAUAAAUUUACGGUUUCUGUGAAUGUGGAAGCAGAAAGCAAAGUGACAUUUAAUCUCACUUACGAACAGUUAUUAAACAGAAAAUUGGGAAUUUAUGAAAACGUAAUAAACUUACAACCCGGACAAGUUGUCAAAAACUUGCAAGUAAUUGUAGAUAUCGAAGAAUCAUCAAACAUUACAACAUUGGAAGUACCAGACAUAAAAACAGCAAAUGAAAUUGAAACUACAGUUAGUAAAAACCAAUUGGCGAAAAUUUCCCGCGAGUCAGGCUACAAAGCGACGAUAACGUGGAGUCCAACUGUUAAAGAACAGUUAACAUUUACGGAAAACGGCGUCAAAGGCCAAUUUAUAGUUCAAUAUGACGUAGAUCAUAAUUCCACUCCAAAUCAAGUUCUGAUCGACGAUGGAUAUUUUGUUCAUUUCUUUGCUCCGACGGAUUUGAAACCGCUUAGGACUCACGUUAUAUUUGUACUCGACGUUAGUGGUUCUAUGGCAGGACAAAAAUUAUCACAAGUGAAAGAAGGUAUGGGUCAAAUUUUGUCAGAAAUCCAUUCUGAAGAUUUUUUCACGUUGAUACUUUUCUCAGAUUUUGCUCAAGUUUGGACAAUAAACGCUACACAAGAAACGUCAAAUCGUUGGGACGAAACUGGUAACAACUGGAAGACGAACAAUAAUUUUAGUUUGGAGACAUUAGGUGAAAAACGUUUCGUUUUUCCAGCAACCGAGCAGAACAUACAAUACGCCAAAAAAUUCAUUCAAGACUUGACAUCGCAGUGGAGUACAAACAUGGAGGAUGCCCUUACCAAAGCUCACUCUAUCGCCAAGUUGGGAGAAACGCGUUUCAAAGAUGGUGCUAACAUGCCAAAACCAAUUAUUGUGUUUCUGACCGAUGGCCAACCUAACAGAGGAAUUACUACCAAUUCCCAGGAACUUAUAGAAUAUGUUUCUAAUACUAACAUAGAGAAGUAUCCUAUAUUCAGUUUGGGUUUUGGCGAAGAAGCGGAUAUUGAUUUUCUUAAAAAACUCUCAUUGAACAAUACCGGUUUCGCUAGAGUCAUCUACGAAGCUUCGGACGCUUCGUUACAAUUACGUAAUUUCUAUAAAGAAAUUUCUUCUCCUGUUCUAUCUAACGUUACUUUCCAAUACAUUGACGCACAAGUCGACAACAUAACUGUGACGAAAAAAUCAUUUAAUUUGUUGUUUAAAGAAACAGAAUUAGUAGUGUCCGGAAAGUUGAAGGAUGGCACAUCGCCCGUUUUUAACGGCACUUUAAACGCCGUUUCGACUGAAGGAAAUUUCAACCGUUCCGUUGUUGUUUCGUGUUUCGAUAUCCCCAUCAUCCCUCCCACUUCCCUUCCAACGCAGAGAAGAAUUGAAACAGAAUUAGUAGUGGCCGGAAAGUUGAAGGAUGGCACAUCGCCCGAUUUUAACGGCACUUUAAACGCCGAUUCGACUGAAGGAAAUUUCAACCGUCCCGUUGUUGUUACGUGUUUCGAUAUCCCCAUCAUCCCUCCCACUUCCCUUCCAACGCAGAGAAGAAUUGGUCAUUUAGAAAAGUUAUGGGCAUAUUUGAACAUACAACAAUUGUUGGACAAAUAUGAAUUAAACAAGAACGAAAAUUCUACGGCAAAAGCUAAAGCACUUGAAUUAGCAUUAGAAUAUUCAUUUGUUACUCCACUCACAUCCUUAGUUGUUGUCAAACCUAAUGAUACAACAACAUCAGUGGCCUUAGAGAAAAUCAAACCACUUAAUGAUAGCUACAAUUUUGGUUUUUCAAGGACUGUUACUCCAUUUAGUGCAUUAGGGCCACCACUCCCUCCAAGCAUGCAAAUGCCAAUGCCGUUUUCUGGUCGUUCAAGUCGUCCACCAUUUAUAACACCAAAGUCGUCAAAAUAUCGUCCUCUUUUUAUUCUUAAGUCUUACACGAAAUCAGAAGAUGAUACAUCUGAAUCCAUAGGUGUUUUCACAAAUAUGUCAUCACUUCAAGUUUCGCAUGUAGAUAAUUCUACACCCACCUCUACUAUAGAUUUUUCUCAUUUACUCGUACUUAUAGACAAAUCAAGUUCUACAUCUUUGCAUGACAUAAUGGACAUAACAUGGUUGAGUAGUUCUAUUACAUUGAAUGCAACUAAUACAGUUUACCAAGUAUCAUUGGACACUACUGGUCAAUCGUAUCAAAAUUGUACAACACCCGACCAAAGUUAUGGUAAUUGUAAACAUUUAAAAGACUGCGUUGUGCCUUCAAUUUUGAACUCAUUUGAUACAUAUCUUUCAUUAUUUUGUCCAAUAGAAACAUUGUAUGCAGGAAUUUGCUGUUUAGUGUAAAUUGUAAUUGUGUGAAUGUCCACAAAUUUCUAGGAAGCAGAAUAUUAUUAAUAUUUUUAAAGUGGUUUUUUUUUAAGUUAUUAUUAUUAUUUAUUAUUGGACUUAUAUUUUAAUUUUAUUUACCUUUUUAUUAUUUAUUAAACACAGAUAUUAUUUA